Messenger RNA from Pseudonaja textilis, 6594 nucleotides. RefSeq names its product selenoprotein N (gene SELENON). Gene Ontology annotation, biological process: skeletal muscle fiber development; calcium ion homeostasis. Gene Ontology annotation, cellular component: endoplasmic reticulum membrane. Lineage: Eukaryota; Metazoa; Chordata; Lepidosauria; Squamata; Elapidae. Gene Ontology annotation, molecular function: calcium ion binding. The record is from RefSeq and is a predicted model, not a curated record.
AGGAUCCAGUGGGAAGGGAGGGCGAGCCAGGAGACCCUGAGCAACUCCGAGUCGGCCUAGUGGGCCCCGAGCGGCGGUGGUGGGAAGACGCGGGGAGGAGGAGGAGGAGGGAGGAAGACCGCGCAGGCCGCCUGGACCAGCGCAGGAAAGGCGGGAGGCGGGCGAGGGCAGCUGGAAGCUCCGCCGUCACGCCGCGCCGCGCCGCCCGAGGCCGAAGGGGAGCCGCCUGUCGACUGAGGGGAUCCUGAGAUGCCGCCGCCUUCGCUGCUUUAGAGGUCCGCGAAAGAACCACGAGGCCGCCGCCGCCUCUCUCUGCAUUCCGGGCGAGGCGGGACCGAGAGCCGGCGCUUCCCCCUCCCGGCCCGCGGCGGCCAUGGCCCGCGGCGGUGAAGAGGAGGGCCGCCCGCCCGAACAGGCCGCCUCUCCUACGGAGGCCUCCCAAGGCGGCGGUUCUGGGCGCCGGCCGCCCCCGGCGCUUCCUCCUGCUCGGCUGCCACGGCUGGGCCUGGGCCUGGCCUUCCUGGCGGCGCUGCUGGCCGCCAAAUACUACCGGGACGCGGAGGCCGCCCGGCGGCAGGAAACAGCCCUGAAAUCUCUGGGAAAUGAGGGACUUUUCCUCUUCUCUUCCCUGGAUACUAACAAUGAUUUGUUCAUCAGCCCUGAGGAAUUCAAACCAAUUGCAGAGAAACUGACUGGCAUAGUUCCUGUGUCUGGCACGGAGGAGGAAGAGGUGAUGGAUCCGAAUGGGGAGACACUCUCUAUCCUUGCAAAAUUCCAGCCACUGUUGAUGGAAACCAUGACAAAGAGCAAAGAUGGCUUCCUUGGCAUUUCCCAUGUGGCCUUUACUGGGCUCCGCAAUUGGACAGCUCCUGCUUCACCCCUCAGUGUGAUGUUUGCUAGACAAUUCAAGGCCUUUCUUCCCCCAAAGAAUAAGUUGGAACUUGGUGAUCCAUGGUGGAUCAUUCCCAGUGAAUUAAACAUAUUUACCGGAUAUCUUCCCAAUAAUCGUUUCUCCCCUCCAGCUCCCAAGGGCAAGGAGGUCAUCAUUCACAAGCUCUUGAGUAUGUUCCACCCACGGCCAUUUGUGAAAACUCGUUUUGCUCCUCAGGGAGCAGUGGCCUGCAUUCAAGCUGUAGCAGAGUUCUACUACAAAAUAGCCUUCAGAAUCCAUGCAGAAUUCCAACUGAAUGAGCCUCCAGAUUUCCCAUUCUGGUUUUCUCCUGCCCAAUUCACGGGCUACAUUGUCUUCUCAAAGGAUUCUUCCCAUGUUCGAGAGUUCAAGCUAUUUGUCCCUAAUAACAGGUCUCUCAAUGUAGAUAUGGAAUGGUUAUAUGGUGCCUCAGAGAGCAGCAACAUGGAGGUGGAUAUAGGAUACUUACCUCAGAUGGAGCUGGAGUCUCUGGGACCAUCUACCCCUUCAGUGAUUCAUGAUGAAAAUGGGAACGUGAUUGACAGCAGAGAAGGAGAACCGAUUCAAUUUAUUUUUGAAGACAUUUCCUGGCAGAAAGAAAUAAGCUGGGAAGAAGCAUCUGGGAAACUGGAAGUGGUCAUGUAUCCAUUUAAGAAAGUUUCCUACUUUCCCUUUACCCAGGCUUUUGAAAAGGCCAAGUCUGAGGGUAAACUUGUUCAUUCCAUACUCUUAUGGGGAGCCUUAGAUGAUCAGUCAUGCUGAGGUUCGGGGCGAACUCUCCGGGAAACAGUUCUGGAAAGUUCGCCCAUCCUUGCAUUCCUGAACGAGAGUUUCAUCAGUACCUGGUCGUUGGUGAAGGAGCUGGAAGAUUUACAGGAUAAACAGGACGAGAUCACCAGCAAACUGGCAGACCUACAUCUUGAAAAAUAUAACUUCCCUGUGGAGAUUAUGAUCUGCCUGCCCAAUGGCACCGUGGUUCACCACAUCAAUGCCAAUUAUUUUCUGGAUAUUACUUCUAUGAAGCCUGAAGAAGUUGAGAGCAGCAUCUUUAGUUUCUCCUCCAGUUUUGAAGACCCCUCAACAGCAACUUAUCUCCAGUUCUUGAAGGAAGGACUUCAGAAAGCCAAGUCCUACCUGUAGCCCCUAACACCCAGAAGCAAACAAGUGCUCUCCUCUUCAUCCAACACGAUUGUUACAGUUCUUCUUCUUGUGUUUUUGGAGCUCAGGAUUAACACAGUAUUGAAAAGCAAAUGUAUGUAUGUAAAUGAAAACUCUCCAAACCAGUAAGUGUUCCUUGGAAAUAUGAAGUCUGAAAUUUCCUGAAUAAUGUGAGGGAUGCUGCCUGGACAUCUUUCUUAGUGGUAAAUGGUGGGGUUAUUCUGAAUCUAGACAGGCUACAAGAGACGGAGUUUUGAAGACAAUAUAGUGCAAAAGAUGGAGACAGAUUCUGAGACUGCAAUGAGAUACCAGCAGGUUGCAUUUUUGACUCCUUUGGUGUAGUUAAAACUUGGUGAGUUGAUUCCUGAAUGAGAUGCCAUCAUUUCAACAUCAAACUAGACCCUUUUAGGACCCUGAGUUUAUAGUGUAUGGGCAUUAGAAGUUUUAAGUUGCUGUUUGGUGUCAGAGGACCUCAAGAAGCCAUAUAUGUAUCUUUUAAGUUCAUAAAUAGCAGGCAGGAUUUGUAUCUGUGUGUCUCUUGCUGAUGCUUGCAGGAUCCCUUUGAUGCUAUUAUGUGGAUCAAUCCCUAAAUUCAGAGUUUCCCAAUUUGUUACCCUCCAAGAUGCUGCAUCAGGACAGUACCCUCCUGGCUGGGAAUUUUGUGAGUUGUCUCAUCCACAAACCAUCAACAUGGUCAUCCUCAAGCCACCAAAGCCUCCACAUUCCUGUUGACUAUUCCUCUCAAGCCAGAUUUAGUCCCAAAGUCUCCAUUAAUGAAUCCUUUACCAUCACAUCAAGAAUACUGUUAUCUUGCACUGCUUUAAGCACAUACAAUAUAUGAAAUGCAUUCCCAGGGAUAGUGUGCUAUCCGACAUCAAGCCUUUGGAAGUGCUUACUGAAGUUUCUUGUCACAGGAAUACAACAGCGGUACAGUUGUUGAUAUCUGAGAUGGUCUUCAAAAUAGGGCCACACAACCCCAUUUUUCUCUCUUUGCUACUAUAUGUACUGCACAUUAAUUUCUCAUGUUUCUAAUUUCUUAAUUGGGGGAAAAGACAUGUGAAUACAAUUGAGAGCAGGAUCAUUCAGAGACAAGCACUAUAUCCUAAAACCCAAAAGAAAUUAUAUUUCUGUUCUCUCUUGAUAAGCCCAUGAUUGAUGAUGAUAAUGAUGAUGAUGUUAUCCAUUCAGUCAUGUCCAAUUUUUGCCAGUUCUGUGGAUCAGAUCUCUCCACGCCUUCAGAACUUGCACUGCUUUUUUGAGUCGUUCUAUGCUCUCUGGCUGGUAUCAGCUUUGACGGUGUCCGGCCAUGUUCUUUGGUGGCCUGGUUUCCUUUUACUGCAAACUCUUCCAAACAUAAUAGCUUUCUCAGGUGAAUUCCCCUUUGUCUUGUUCACAGAAUUUUAUAUUGGAUCCCAAAUGAUGUCUCUUUCUUUUAAUUUUGUUAUCAUGUUUUGUUUUGUUUUUUAGGAUUUGUUUCAACAAUAGGUUGGGGGUUUUGUUACCAGAAAAGAAAAUCUGUAGAAGAUACAUAGCUCAUAGAAGAUAUUUUGGGAAUGAAGAAAGAGUUAUACUCUUGUUGGGUUUGUUGUUUAAAUAAUGAAAAAGAGAGCCAGUAUUUUUUAUAAACAAAUGUGUUCAGUUUCUGAUUUAGGCACUCUGAGUGGUCAAGCCACCAUCUAGAUUGAAAUCAACACACUAUUAAAAGUCAAAUUUCUUUUUUCUCUUUGAUUAAAGUUACAAAAUAACCUACCAAUAUUAAGCUUAGCACAUCACACAUGCUCUGAAGUCACUUACAAAGUCUUUACUAUAGAAGCAGCAUGUGGUGAAGAAGGUGGUGACUAAGGAUAGCCUCAGCAAUCUUCACAUGCUUUUAUUUUUCUUUUAGAAACCUCUUUAUAUGAUUUAAAUGUUGCAUAAUCUAGGUCUUUGUAUUCAUAUGACAGCCUGCUCUUGUUCGUCUCUUGAUAGCUCUUAAUCUAUGCUCUCCUAAAUUUUUAAUCAGUUUGGAACAUUUCCAUAUAUCCCUAAUUCCCUUCUUGGGAGAUUCUGUGAUCAUCAUAACUCUUUCUACUUAGUUCUAUGUUGCCAUCCUUUGCCUCUGAGUUCCUUAUGCCUUUGUAGUUCUGCAUUAGCAUCACAUAUUCAAGGAAACACAGGAGAGUCAACAACCAGUCCCUUCUAUCUCCUAAUCAUUGGUGGCAUUAGUGGAAAGAUGACCUGUGUGCACAUACACACUUACCUGCAGUGGAAAGCCGUAAAGUUUUGCGGAAUAUUCCCUUGUGAGCUGAACUCCCAACAGGUGCAUGGCACCAUGGAUGGAACUAUGGAAUUCAACUAUAAUAGUUGAAUUUCUGUGUCACGUUAACUCAAAAGCAAGCCAAUGACCUUGAGUGUGUUCACACAUUGACGAAAUGGGGUUUGCCUCAUAUGCAAACUCCACUGAUGGGUUGCAAAUCAUGAUUUACACAUGGCUUGUUCAGCAAACUGUAGAUCAACAAUCUGUGAACUCAGCCUAUGUGACCAAGCCUUAUUUGUCAAUCCAUGUGUUAAAGUGGAGCUUAGAUUUUUAAUAAUUGUCACUCAAGCUAUUGGUCAUAACAGCUGUUACCAAUAAUAGCUAUUGUCACUUUCAUAUAUUAAUCUUUUAAAAAUGUAUGCUGUUAAGUUCUGUGACAGAGAAACCCCACAGGUGCAUCAGUAUUGUACUUAAUUUGUGUGUGUUAGUAUAAUGUGGAGCUUUAUUAAGCCAGUUUUUAAAGGCAGUAGCCAAAGCAGUAACUAAUUUUAUACUACUGCAAAUUGGAGGGAGCCUAAUUUUAGAACACAGGGCUGCUGUCAUGCUUUAAUGUGAAAGAAACCAAGGGAAACAUGUUCACAUUAAUUCUGUAAAUCCAAAGAGGGUAGCUUUUUUUUUCCUGGAGAAGGUUCACACCUGGCCUUUGAAUGGAACAUUGGGAGUUGCAUUCCUAAAAGGAGAGUGAAACUAGGAUAAAAACCACGUUUCAUUUAUAUCUCAAUGUAAUUACCAUUGAAUAUAGGUGCUUGGGGAAAGCCACAUUUAUGGCAUUUAAUUUAAAAGUGCUUAGGGAAUCAUGUAUUAAGAAUUUCCCCCUAAAUUGCCAUUUAGUGAUAAUGUUUGAAAAUUGGGGGAGGGGGCGUUGUUUACAGGCAAGGUUUGUGCUUCUUUUCUGUGAAGAAGCAUUCCUGAAAUCUUAAGGUGUUUUAGAUGCAUUCAGAAAGAAUGCCAAAUAUUUAUGCUGAUUGCCAAGCACUCAAACCAUCUUUGUAAGACCUUGGGUUUUAUCCAAAGUUAAGGCAAUGGAAUUGAGCAGACAUUUAGUAAUUUUUAUGGUUAUGGAUGGUUUUACUCAGUAGUGGGAUUCAAAUAAUUUAACAACCAGUUCUCUACCCUAAUGAUUUCUUCCAACAACCAGUUCACCAAACUGCUUAGAAAGUUAACAACCAGUUCUCCCGAAGUGGUGCGAACUGGCUGAAUCCCACCACUGGUUUUACUGCAGGAAAUUCUGCUUCCUUUCUGCAGUAAUCACCACACCCUCAAUAUUUGAAAAACAAUUUUUAAAACAUUUUAAUUUCCCCGAUUCUUUCUCCUGCUUGAAUGUAUGAAAUUGGCUUACAUUGUGAGACAGAUCAUGGGUUAGUCCCGUGAACAAAAGUCAAGAGGUUUCAAUUCAAUUCCCAGCAUUCUCCAGAUAAGACUGGAAAAGCUGCUGCCUGAAAUACUGGGAGCCAUUGAGUGCUAUUAGUUGUUACAUUUAUCCACAGUUAACUGAAUCUUGGUUUGUAGAACACGUGCACACUAAACCGCAAACAAGCCGAGCACACUUCAACCUAAUGGGUAGUGGGGAUUUUACUAGUACCAGACUAAACUGAGCCAAAUGGCAGGGUUUUUUUUAUAUUUCUGUGUACACAAAACAACAUUAAUAGACCAAAAUCAGAGUUAUUCUCUUGUUUCCCUACCCAAGAUUCAUUAUAGGUUGAUAUUUCUGACUAAAUCUGGAAUUUGGGGACUUCAGAGAAAAUGGACGUUUACUUCUGUUGGAUGUUGAUGAGGGUUGUGUAAACUUAAGAGCAAGAAUGUCCAACUUUGGCAAUUCUAAGACCUAUGGAUUUCAACUCCCAGAAUUUCCCAGCCGGACAUGCUGGGUGAGGAAUUCUGGGAGUUAAAAUCCCCAAGUCUUAAAGUUGCCAAGGUUGGACACCCUAUUUCAGAGAUACCUUACUAGAAGAUACCUUUCACCCUACUUCAAAACCGAAUGCAGAGACUUGGUCGCAUGUUUGUAUGCCAUUUUGUCCCAUCAUGUACCACUGUGUACUUUCAAAGGCUGUGUAAGGUUUUAUAUUCUUGGAAGCUUCUGCGCAUUUCCUGUCUCACCCUCUGACUUUAAUUUGAUCCUGAUUUGCUGUAGUUUGUGCGGGCAAACACAUUAUUGAAAAGAACUAAUGGUGUUCUUGGAAAAGAACCUUCUCUGUGGAAAGUUAUUUAAUGCUGCCAACUUGUAUCAGAA